AUGGCUCCGCAGGAUACCUUCUUCCGCUCGUCGGAAAUGAGCCUGACCCAGCUCUACAUUGCCAACGAAAUUGGAAGAGAGGUUGUGAGUGCUCUGGGUGAGCUUGGUCAAGUGCAGUUUAGAGAUUUGAACCCCGAUACCAAUGCCUUUCAACGCACCUUUACUAAAGAGAUCCGCCGCCUCGACAAUGUUGAGAGACAGCUCCGUUACUUUCGUUCCCAGAUCGAGAAGGCGGCUAUUCCCAUGCGGCCCUCGACAGACUUCUCUGACACCCUAGCUGCUCCCCUCGCUUCGGAAAUUGAUGAGCUGGCCGAACGCAGCGAAAGUCUCGAACAGCGCAUCGCUUCCCUGAAUGAUAGCUAUGAGACUCUGAAGAAGCGUGAAGUUGAGCUUUCCGAAUGGCGCUGGGUUUUGAGAGAGGCCGGUGGAUUUUUCGAUCGGGCGCACACCCAAACCGAAGAUAUCCGUCAAUCCUUCGACAAUGACGAGGCGCCCCUGCUUCGUGACGUAGAACAGCAUGCUCCUCGUGGUGCCAAUGGUGACACUCAAGGUCAGCAGAGCUUUUCCGAGAUGAACAUUGGCUUCGUUGCCGGUGUCAUUCCUCGCGAUCGGAUCGCUGCCUUCGAGCGCAUCCUGUGGCGAACCCUACGUGGCAACCUUUACAUGAACCAGUCUGAGAUCCCGGAACCUAUCAUCGAUCCCAGCACCAACGAAGCGGUUUAUAAGAACGUUUACGUGAUCUUCGCUCACGGCUCGAGCAUUCUGGCAAAAAUUCGCAAAAUUUCAGAAUCAUUGGGUGCUUCCUUGUACGGCGUUGACGAGAACAGCGAGCUGAGAAGGGAUCAGAUCCACGAGGUCAACACCCGGCUGGGCGAUGUCGGAAGUGUCCUUCAAAACACCAAGAAGACAUUAGAUGCUGAGCUCUCGCAGAUCGCACGGUCUCUUGUCGCUUGGAUGAUCAUUGUCAAGAAGGAGAAGGCCGUCUACGACACUUUAAAUAAAUGCUCCUAUGAUCAGGCGCGGAAAACGCUGAUUGCCGAAGCUUGGUGCCCAACGAACUCCCUGGCCCAGAUCAAGUCGACCUUGCAAGAUGUCAACGAUCGAGCUGGCCUGUCUGUCCCUACCAUUGUCAACCAGAUCCGCACUAACAAAACCCCGCCAACCUACGUUCGCACCAACAAAUUCACGGAGGGAUUCCAGACAAUCGUCAAUGCCUAUGGUAUUCCGAAAUAUUCGGAGGUCAAUCCUGGAAUUUACACGGUCGUCACAUUCCCCUUCCUCUUCGCUGUCAUGUUUGGUGAUCUUGGUCACGGCUUUAUCAUGGCCUCCGCGGCGUCGGCGCUGAUUUUCUUUGAAAAGAAGCUGCUGCGCACCAAGCUUGAUGAGAUCUCAUACAUGGCAUUCUAUGGACGAUACAUCAUGUUGAUGAUGGGUAUUUUCGCCAUGUAUACUGGUCUGCUUUAUAAUGAUAUCUUCUCCAAGUCCAUGACCUUCUUCAGCAGUUCGUGGGAGUGGCCAGAGGAUAUCAAGGCUGGCGAGUCUGUCGAGGCUACUCUCAAGGGCGAUUACCGGUUCCCUAUUGGCCUGGACUGGAACUGGCACGAGGCUGAAAACUCUCUACUUUUCUCCAACAGUAUGAAGAUGAAGAUGAGUGUUUUGCUUGGCUGGACUCAUAUGACCUUUGCUCUCUGCUUCCAGUUUGUCAAUGCACGCCAUUUCAAGUCCAAGGUCGACAUCUGGGGCAACUUUGUUCCUGGCAUGCUGUUCUUCCAAUCCAUCUUUGGUUACCUUGUCGUCACCGUCCUCUACAAAUGGUCGGUGAACUGGCAGGAGAGUGGGGAAUCUCCCCCAAGUCUGCUCAACAUGCUUAUUUUCAUGUUCCUCAAGCCGGGCUACGUCGAACAGCCACUCUACCGGGGCCAAGGCACAGUUCAGCAGCUCCUGCUCCUCAUCGCUGUGAUCCAAGUACCCAUCAUGCUUUUCCUUAAGCCCUUCUGGCUCCGUCAUGAACACAACCGCGCUCGCGCUCUUGGAUACCGUGGCCUCGGCGAGCAGUCUCGCGUCAGUGCACUUGAAGAUGACGGUGAUGUGAAUGGCGGCUAUGAUGGAGCUCGUGACAGCCUGGCCAGUGAUGGCGAAGGCGUGGCCAUGCUUGCCCAGGACAUCCACGAAGGCGAUGAACAUGAGGAGUUUGAAUUCGGCGAUGUCAUGAUUCACCAAGUCAUCCACACCAUUGAGUUCUGUCUCAACUGUAUUUCUCACACUGCCUCCUACCUACGUCUCUGGGCUCUGUCACUUGCCCACCAACAGCUUUCAAUCGUUCUGUGGACCAUGACUCUCGGAUCAGCCCUCGACCAAGAAGACGGAAUCAUUCGGGUCAUCAUGAUCGUAAUCUGCUUCUUUAUGUGGUUCGUUCUGUCAUGCAGUGUGCUCGUGGGUAUGGAGGGUGUCUCCGCAAUGUUGCACUCGCUACGUUUGCACUGGGUCGAGGCCAUGAGCAAGCAUUUCAUGGGCGAGGGUAUCCCAUUCUUGCCAUUCAGCUUCAAGACCCUGUUGGAAGAAGACCCAGUCGAUUAG
Messenger RNA from Penicillium odoratum, 2577 nucleotides. Its product is annotated as H(+)-transporting V0 sector ATPase subunit a. Bases 1 to 2577 code for a protein of 858 amino acids. The transcript has 5 exons. Gene Ontology annotation, cellular component: vacuolar proton-transporting V-type ATPase, V0 domain; vacuolar proton-transporting V-type ATPase complex; fungal-type vacuole membrane. NCBI's taxonomy places the organism in Eukaryota, Fungi, Ascomycota, Eurotiomycetes, Eurotiales, Aspergillaceae. Gene Ontology annotation, biological process: vacuolar acidification; proton transmembrane transport. Gene Ontology annotation, molecular function: proton-transporting ATPase activity, rotational mechanism; ATPase binding. The record is from RefSeq and is a predicted model, not a curated record.